Messenger RNA from Anthostomella pinea, 897 nucleotides. The record is from the annotation of a GenBank genome assembly. Lineage: Eukaryota; Fungi; Ascomycota; Sordariomycetes; Xylariales; Xylariaceae.
AUGAGCGCCGGCCUCACCUUCACCAAGACCAUCCACAAGACCCCCUACCCCAGCAUCUCGCCCACCCGCCCCGCGCUCUCGCAAGCCGGGCGGACCGUGCUCAUCACGGGCGGCGGCGCCGGCGGCAUCGGGUACGCCAUCGCGCAGGCCUUCCUCACUGCGUCCACCUCGCGCGUGAUCACCCUCGGCCGCCGCGCGGACCUCAUCCAGGCUUCCGCCGCGCAGCUCUCGGCUGAAUUUCCCUCCUCAUUCCCACCUUCAUCCCCCCCCCAACCCGACAUCCGCGGCCUUCCCUGCGACAUCACAGAUCCCUCAGCUGUCGCGGCCCUCUGGCGCCAGCUGGCCGACGAGGGCGUCAUCGUCAAUGUCCUAGUACUAAACGCGGCGGUGAUCGCGCCGGCGAAGCCGGUCCCCGAGAUGGGGACGUGCGGGCUGUGGGGGGUGUAUGAGAUGAAUGUGCGGGCGCAGCUGGACAUGGCCGCGCGGUUUUAUGGGCAGACGAGUGAUGAGAGUUGUGCUGGAGGGACGAAGAUCCACUACGCCGCCCGCAACAAGACCUACUCGGGCUACGGCCUGACCAAGAGCGCCGCCGCGAUGGCGCUGCAGGUCGCGGCGGACGACACGCCUGUGGACAGGAUGCAGGUUGUCAGUUUUCACCCGGGGGCCAUCUUCACGCAGGGGGCGAAGAAGGCGGGAUACGGCGAGCAGGAUUUUCCUUGGGAUAAUGCCGACCUCCCCGGCCACUUCGCCGUCUGGGCUGCCUCGCCCGAAGCGAGAUUCCUGCAUGGUCGCUUUGUGUGGGCGAACUGGGACGUCGAUGAGUUGAAGAGCGGGGAGAUCAGGAAGCGCAUCGAUGAGGACCCGAACUACUUGAAGAUCGGUGUUAGGGGGUUAUGA